UUCAUUUAAGACAGAAAACAAAAGUCAAAUAACCUUAAAAGGAACUAAUAAGUAAUAAACGGGUCGAGCGGACGCAAGCAUCCGCCACGUGGACGCAUUUGGCUUUGAGUGAAUGGAACGGUUGCGUAAUUGACCCGAAGAGGAAGAGACGCAUCAGCGUUCCAUAUUCCCCCAAAGAAAAAAAAAAAAACACUACUCAAAACAAAAACACUCCUCCGUCUUCUCGCUUUUUUCUGGCCCCUUUAAACCCCACGCCAUUCUACUCUCUCUCUCUCUGUGGAAAAUGCAAUUCACAGCUCAAUUCCCUCAGUCCAAAGAGUAAAAGCACAAAUUAGAACCCGAAUCCAAAUAAAAAACCCAAUCAUAUGCCCUCAGAUCUCACUUUCUCUCCUUAACAACCAACACCCAAUCCACACAUACUACCAAACUUAGAUAUUCACUGAGAGAGGGAGAGUGUGUGUAUGUGUGUUUUCUUGUACAUGAUAGAAAUGGCUACCUUGCAGAAAUUCAAGCUCCUAGCCACUCAGUGCGCCGUAGUGGCCGGAAGCCCAACUCAGAGCCCAUCGGCGAGCCCUGUAAUCCACCUCCGCCGCCGAAAGACCCUCCGAAUGCUCCUCAAUCGCGCCGAUCGGCGUGGACGUUUCUCUCGCCAAGAAGACUCCCCGGAGCUCCGCAACAGGGGUUCGGAUCUCAAUCGCGCGCCGGAUAAUAAGAAGAAGCAGAAGAAGGAGAAGAACGAGGAGGUUAGGAUCCGGCACAAGCUGAAGGACCUGUUUGUUUCCUCGCCUCCGCUUGAAGAUAGAGUUUCGGACAAGAGAUUCCAAAACGAAGAACAAGAACAAGAACAACAAGAGCAGCAACAGCAACAGCAACAACAAUUGGUCGGGACGCUACCCGAAAACGGGAGUCUCGGUGGUGGUGGCAGCCCUGCUCAUCGGCGUGGCAGAAGCGGAGGAGCCGGUUCUUUCAGGCCAAUAACGGCGACGUUUCGGUAUAGAUUGCUGAGAAGAGCAUGGCGACCCGUACUCGUUACCAUCCCAGAGUAGCUGAAAGAAGCGAAAUGAUUCGAAGAUAGAGAGAGUUUUGUCUGUGAAAGAGUAUUCGAGACACUGCAAUUCCUGUUCCUUUCGUGACUUGGAGAUCAGGUCAAUGGAACUUGAACUGGUACUAUUAUUCAUGCAGUUUCCUAGGGCACCACCAAUUUCCUUGUAUACACGCAAUGGGCGGAUCGAACAACUAGGAAGCAGGAAGUGAGAUGGUACGUUUGUAUCUUUGUUUGGAUUGGAGCAUAGCUAGGAAUGAAGGUGGCCACAAAUUCUCUCCAACAAGGAAAGGAGGAAUCUAUUUUGCCUUCUCCUUCAAUGAACUGUAAAAGCAAAAGGACACAAGCAACGCACAUAUAUAUAUUGUAUGCUUUUGAGCUGUAAUGCACAACAUAUUUGAUUUUGACCGGACCAA
Messenger RNA from Juglans regia (Persian walnut), 1458 nucleotides. Its product is annotated as protein PCF11-like. Bases 462 to 1046 code for a protein of 194 amino acids. The record is from RefSeq and is a predicted model, not a curated record. Lineage: Eukaryota; Viridiplantae; Streptophyta; Magnoliopsida; Fagales; Juglandaceae. The transcript is spliced from 2 exons.